AAGGGGAGGGUGCACGCGUGGCCGGCGAGGAAGAUUAUCGUGUUCGUAUCGUAUUUGUGCAAAUUGAGCGUAUUACGUGCUACCUUUGAUUGUAUAGAACUGAGCACAGGCGUUUAGAGGUCUGUGGAUCAUCUGUUAAAUCUGACUAAGCCUGUGGCGGCAGCCAGCCUGGGGACAUGCGGUGACGUUGCGAUGACGUCCCACCAGGAGCCGGGCGGCGGCGGGUGGGUGGCCGCCGGCCCGCCGCCGCCGCCGCCGCCCCCGCCGCCCACGGCCGCCAACAUCCAGUACUGGAAGCAGCAGCAGCAGCAGCAGCAGCAGCAGCAGCAGCAGCAGCAGCAGCUGUGGUACGAGCCGCCGGCGCCCGAACUGGCCGCCAGUCCGCCGGAUGCGGCCAACUUUGUGACCACCGUGACGGUAGCCGGGUGGCCGGGCGGAGCCGGCACGCCCGGAUCGCCGCGCUGUGAGUCGGCUCGCUCGGACGCUGCCGAGUCGUCGUGCAGCUCGCUGAGCCAGGAGAGCCUGUCUCCGCCGGCGCGCGCUGCGCCUCCGCCCACCGAGCUGGCUGCUGUCCGCUCCGUGACGGCGCCGGCCCGCUGGAACCGAGUCACACGCAACGGCCUGGUGGUCUACGUCAGUCCGAGUGGCGUGAGUCUAACCUCUGAGGAGGAAGCUCGUCAGUACCUGCGAACAGACGGCACCUGCAAGUGCGGCCUCGAGUGUCCGCUUGUCUUGGAGAAGUCGUUCAACUUCGACCCAAAGGUCAUCACCCGGCCCUGGAGCAGCGCCGGCGGACCGGUCAGCCCCAGUGGAGCCACCAAAACCUGCAACCACCGGCGAAAACGGAGUCCCCUGCAGCAGGAUCGCCUCUCCAGGAAAGACGUACCACCGACCUUCCAGGAGCAGCGAUGCAAUCCUCACAACAACCCCUUCUUCAAGGAACAGAUGAUGCAGGCGAUGGAGCAGAUGAACAUGCAGCAGCAACAGUUGCAACAACACCAACACAUGCUGCAACAUCAACAGCACCAACACCAGCAGGAGCAUCUUCAUCAGCACCAGCACCACCCAGCUCAGCAGCAUCACCCGAUGCAGCCGCAGCACCAUCAACACCAACACCAUCAACAGAUGCUUCAGCAGCAGCAACAGCAGGCCAACUUCUUCAUGGAGCGGGCGCAGGCGCCGCUGCCGGCCUCGGCGCCCGUGCCGUGGCAGCGCGGCGCGGCGCCCUGUCGCGCCUCGUGGGAGGAGGCGCGGCGGCGGCGGCAGGCGGCGCGCGGCCGGCGGCGGCUCGGCCUGCCCGGCCGCUCCUCGCCCUGUCCGAACGUCGACGUCCGUCAGCUGGAGCGCCUCUCCCCGCCCGUGUGCUCGUCGGCCGCGCCGCCUGCCUCCGCGCAUCAGGCCGGAGGACUGGCCAUGCCGAGCUUCCUGGACGAUCCCAGCGGCUACCUGGCGCAACAGACGCAGCUGUUGAACGAUACGAUGCAGGAGGGACUCAGUCCGGUGCCGCCGCCGCCCCAGCAGCCAACGUCAUCGAUAUCCCACCCGCAGAUGUCGAUAUCGACAGCAGUGUCGUCAGCGACGCCAGCGUCGGCGGCGGUAACGACGAUCACCACGUCUGCCGCGACGCACGCCGUGACGGAAACAUCCACCGUGUCCCUGAGCGUGAGGACAGCGGACCUCACCAUCACCUCCGCCGCCGUCGCCGCCGCCUACUGA
This is a messenger RNA of Amphibalanus amphitrite, 1716 nucleotides long. Its product is annotated as hormone receptor 4-like. NCBI's taxonomy places the organism in Eukaryota, Metazoa, Arthropoda, Thecostraca, Balanomorpha, Balanidae. The record is from RefSeq and is a predicted model, not a curated record. The transcript has 7 exons. Gene Ontology annotation, cellular component: chromocenter; nucleus. Bases 193 to 1716 code for a protein of 507 amino acids. Gene Ontology annotation, molecular function: DNA binding; chromatin binding.